GACGCUGUUCUCUUAUAUCCAUCUGGCCACGACAACGAGCUGUGGGCCAGUCAGAACUUCCUGUAGCCUAGUCUAUCCACUCCCUGCUCAUUUACCCUUAUAGCAGCCAGCAAUCCUACCUACCUCUUCUGGCCACGAGGUCCAUCAUGAACGGCAAUUCGCAUUCUCACACCAACGGCAACGGCCAUACCAACGGCAAUGGCGCCGCUCCUCAUACCAGUGGCCACUCAGCAUCUGUUGCUCCUGAUUCAACCGAUCCGGAUGCAGUUUUGAUCGUGGGCGGUGGUCUAGCAGGUCUAGUGGCGGCAUACGAAAUCACAAAGGCCGGACGCAAAGUAGUCAUCAUCGAGCAAGAAAAUGAGGCCUGCCUGGGUGGUCAAGCAUUCUGGUCCCUCGGUGGUAUCUUCCUCAUCGACUCAGCAGAGCAACGUCGCUGUGGUAUUUCCGACUCGCUAGAGCUGGCCAAGCGAGAUUGGUACGCCUCUGCUGGCUGGGACAGGCUGGACGAUGAAGACGUGUGGGCCAAGAGGUGGGCGGACGCUUACCUCGAUUUUGCCGCGGGCGACAAGAGGAAGUAUCUGCGUGACCUCGGAGUGGGCUUCACUCCUGCCGUUGGGUGGGCAGAGAGGGGAGGUGGAGUAGCUAGUGGACACGGCAAUAGUGUGCCACGCUUCCACCUCACCUGGGGUACUGGCCCUGAACUUGUGCGUGUCUUCCGCGAACCACUACUGGUGGCCCACAAACAGGGCCUGGUGGAAUUUAGAUACCGACAUCAAGUCGAUGCCAUUGUUACGGAUUCGCAGGGCCAGGUCACUGGGGUCACAGGCUCUGUGCUAGAAUCCUCGGACGAGGUCGAGAGGGGCGCACCAUCCUCGAGGUUCGUUGUGGGACAGUUUGCUCUCAGCGGCAGGGCCGUUGUGGUCACAUCCGGAGGUAUCGGCGGCAAUGUCGACCUGGUCAAGGCAACCUGGCCAAAGGAGCGCUUCAGCGGUAGAGUGCCCGAGCAUUUCGUUGUCGGCGUGCCCGCUCACGUCGACGGUCGUAUGAUCAAGAUCUCAGAGGCUGCUGGGGCUCGCACGGUCAACAAGGACCGCAUGUGGCACUACACCGAGGGCCUGAAGAAUUGGAACCCAAUCUGGCCCAAGCAUGGUAUCCGAGUCAUCCCGGGUCCUUCGUCUGUCUGGAUCGACGCCAAGGGCAAGCGACUCCCACCACCUUGCUACCCUGGCACAGACACGCUCAGCACCCUCAAGCACAUCUGCAAGACGGGCUACGACCACACUUGGUUCAUUCUCAACAAAUCCAUUGCUCAGAAAGAGCUGGCUCUCUCGGGCUCGGAACAGAACCCAGACGUGACGGGCAAGAGUUACCUAGGCGCGCUGAGCCGCAUCAUCUGGGGUCCUGAGCCAGUCAAGAACUUCCAGAGGUAUGGAGAGGACUGGGUCACUGCCAACAAUCUGGAGGAACUCGUCGAGGGAAUGAAUGGCAUCGUGGAGCGUGAUCAGCGUGGUCCCAAGUUGGUUUUGGAACAAAUUCAAAAGGAGAUGACCGACAGGGAUCUACAGAUCGAACACCCCUACACAAAGGACACGCAGGUCAUGGUGAUCCGCAACGCCUGGAGCUACAAAGGGGAGCUGCGAUGUGUGAAGCCGCACAAGAUUCUCGAUCCCAAGUUCGGACCUCUGAUUGCCAUUCGUAUGAACCUCAUCACGAGAAAGACCCUCGGUGGGAUUCAGACUAACCUCGAUAGUCAGGUGCUGGGCCACGAUGGUGAGCCCAUCCCGGGAUUGUACGCUGCGGGUGAAGUGGCCGGCUUUGGAGGAGGUGUGGAGAAGAGAGAUGGCGCGCGUGAGAGUAGCGAAGAUGUUACUGACGAUCAUGUCCAAAUCUCCCUUCUCCCACAAUAGCUCUCUCGAGGGCACCUUCCUGGGCGGCUGCAUCUUCUCUGGACGACAGGCAGGUCUCGCCUUGGCCAGCAAGUACGGCGAAGCAGCCCCGACCAAGGCUUAACCCCUUGGCAAAGUAGUGAUGAAGGGCUUCCUCUCAGUCCUCUCCUCCGAUGCUCCGUGUUUCCCUUCUGGUCCAGCUCCCUCGCUUUAACCGUCAUUUUCUUCUGUCCUAUAUUUGCGCUUGACCUUUUGGCUGCUGCUGACUUGUACUAUAGUAUCGCUCUGUUUCUUCCUCUGCUUAAUGCUCAAAUCACACUUGUUCAAUCUUCAGUCCCAGCAUUGAU
Messenger RNA from Microstroma glucosiphilum, 2233 nucleotides. Its product is annotated as putative 3-ketosteroid-delta-1-dehydrogenase. Gene Ontology annotation, molecular function: oxidoreductase activity, acting on the CH-CH group of donors. The record is from RefSeq and is a predicted model, not a curated record. Bases 147 to 1907 code for a protein of 586 amino acids. NCBI's taxonomy places the organism in Eukaryota, Fungi, Basidiomycota, Exobasidiomycetes, Microstromatales, Microstromataceae. The transcript has 2 exons.